Messenger RNA from Gordionus sp. m RMFG-2023, 2018 nucleotides. RefSeq names its product kelch-like protein diablo. The transcript has 12 exons. Lineage: Eukaryota; Metazoa; Nematomorpha; Gordioida; Chordodea; Parachordodidae. Bases 58 to 1857 code for a protein of 599 amino acids. Gene Ontology annotation, molecular function: protein binding. The record is from RefSeq and is a predicted model, not a curated record.
UCGCGUCUAAAUCGCGAUCGCUCUUCACUAUGAAUUCAGUGUAAAUCGUUACAUCUAAUGGGUGACGUUAAACAAAAAUUGUCUACCGCCGUUAACAAAUUGAUUACUGAAAAUGAGGAAAUAUUAUACUAUGAUAAAACCUAUCCUAAGCAGCUGUUACAAGGUUUGAGACAACUUAAAAAUGUUCGUGAAUUCUGUGACAUAAUAUUAAUUGUAAAUCAACACGAGUUUUUUUGUCACAAGGUUAUACUUGCAGCAUCAAGCAGUUAUUUUAAUAUUAUGUUUACUUGUAACUUAUCUGAAAGCUCUAAAAAUACUAUUGAAAUUAAGGGUAUAGAUGUUAACAUAUUCACUGCCCUGAUUGAUUAUGCCUAUAGCUCAGAGAUUAUUAUAAACAAAAGCAAUGUUCAAAAUUUAUUGUCAGCUUCCAACCUUCUUCAAUUUCUAUCAAUAAGAGAUGCUUGUUGCAAUUUUUUGAAAAAACAUAUUGAUGAAACAAAUUGCAUUGGAAUUCAUUGUUUUGCAGAAUCACAUAAUUGUAUUGAUUUACAAAAUAAUGCCAAAUUAGAAAUUCUAUCACACUUUUUGAAGGUUAUUAAACAUGAUGAAUAUUUAGCAUUAGAAUCAAAAAAAUUAGUGGAAAUAAUUGCUGAUGAUGAUAUAAAUAUUUCAAGAGAGGAAGAAUUAUUUGAUGCCUUAUUAAUAUGGCUUGAACAUGACUAUUUUUCAAGAAAAUCAGAGUUUCAUAUUUUAUUAUCCCAAGUUCGUUUGGUAUUUAUGGACGCUUAUUUUAUACACGACAAACUUGAGAGCUCGCCAGUUAUAACAGAAGACCUGAAAUGUCAACAAAUAGUUAAUCAGGCAAAGACUUACCAACUUUUGGAACAUCACCGAUAUUUCCCUAUUUUGAACACAAAGCCCAGAAAAGCUUUUGGAUUGUCUGAAAUAGUUAUUACGACAGGCGGAGAAGAUGACAAGGUAGUAUUGAGAGGAAUGGAAAGUUACGAUCCAAUUAUUAACGAGUGGAAAACUUUUUCCUGCUUGCCUUUUGCUAUCAGCAAACAUGGAUUGGUUACGUCAGGCCGUUACCUUUACAUGGCUGGUGGCGAAUUCCCGGAUGGAAUAACGAACUCUGGGUUAUGGAGAUACGAAUUUUUCAUUGACGUUUGGCAAGAGUUGCCUGCCAUGAAUAUGGCUCGCACAGAGCUAGGCCUAGCUUACUUAGACGGAUACGUUUACGCCAUCGGUGGUUGGGACUCGACUAAUAGGCUCUCUUCCCUUGAACGCUACGACCCUCAUAACGCCUUAUGGCAGCAAAUGUUACCCAUGCCUGAACCAUUAUCCAGCCCAGCCGUCGUCACACACAGGGGACUUCUAUACGUUCUAGGUGGUGCUAAAUCGAAAGGUAACUCUUGCAGCAGUUAUUUUUAUAUGUACGAUCCGAAGGUUAACAAAUGGACGAAUCUGCCUGAUAUGCCUGUUCCCAAAUUUGCAUCUUCCGCCUCCAUCCUAAACGAUAAAAUCUACUUGAUCGGUGGUUACACAUCUUUAAACAAUAUCUCAAACACGGUUGAGUGUUUCGAUAUUCUCAAAAACGAAUGGGUUACCUCAAUAGUCUCGGACAUGAAGGAAAAAAGGGCUAGAGCAGGGGUUGCUUCCGCUUGUGGAAAAAUUUACAUGUUUGGUGGGGAAGAAAAUUGGGAAAAAUAUCACGAUUCUAUCGAGGAAUAUGACGAGGCUAUGAAUGAUUGGAAAAUUAUAGGAAAUAUACCUAGUCCCCGUGGUGGACUUACAUGCGUUACAUUGCAGAUUAAAAGAGAUCAUUACGAAAAAUUCAAAAGCAUACAUAUCGAAUAACGUCAAUGUUUAGUUAUGCAUACAUUUGAGAAGAAUCUCAAAAAUCUGUUAUGACCAAAUUCCUCUUAUAAAAUUGUUUUGUUGAAGAAUAUAUAUCAUUGUUAUUUAUUAAUAAUUAUACAUAACUUUUUGACCUUAUGAAAUAGUAUUAUUAACACCAC